Molecule: messenger RNA, 1134 nt
Organism: Acyrthosiphon pisum (pea aphid)
Lineage: Eukaryota; Metazoa; Arthropoda; Insecta; Hemiptera; Aphididae
Exons: 2
Coding region: 1-1134 (377 amino acids)
Cellular component (GO): nucleus
Molecular function (GO): DNA binding
Source: RefSeq, a predicted model, not a curated record
AUGGCUGAACCUAUAAAAGAUUUAGCCAAACUAUUUUAUGGAAUUACAGCUUUGCAUUUAAGAAGUGCUGCUUUUACGUUUGCAGAAGAAAACAAACUUGAACUCAAUUUUAAUAAGAAUCUUAAACUUGCGGGAAUAGAUUGGUUUUAUAAUUUUAUCAGAUGUAACCCAUCAAUAACCAUUAGAAAACCUGAAGCAACCAGUAUUAGUCGUAUAACAGCUUUUAACAAAACUGAAGUUUCACUUUCUUUUGAAAAUCUCGAGAUGCUAAUGGAAAAGUAUUCAUUUGUUCUUUCACACAUUUUUAAUAUGGACGAAACUGAAAUUUCCACCGUACAAGACCCGGGAAAAAUAAUAGCACCUAUAGGCCAAAAACGUGUAGGUUCUGUCACAAGCUGGGAAAGAGGUAAAAACGUAACUGUAAUUUGUUCCAUGGGUGCGUCAGGUACAUUAAUUCCACCUGUAUUUAUUUUCCCAAGAAAGAGAAUGUGUCAACAAUUACAAAUAAAUGGUCCUCCAGGUGCAGUAUAUCAGUGUACCAAAAACGGGUGGUCCAAUGAAGAUAUUUUCCUUCUUUGGUUACAGCACUUUGUUAAUCAUACAAAACCAUCAAUGGCAGAACCCAUUCUCCUCAUAUUAGACAACCACGGAAGCCAUAUUAAUUUGCCUGCUUAUGAUUCUUAUGCAAAACCUCUUGAUGUCACAUUUUUUGGACCACUUAAGCAGGUGUUUAAAAGAGAAUGUGAUUUAUUUAUGAAGUCAAAUUCACUUGUAAAAACAACCCUGUAUGAUUUGGCUGAACUGUUUAAUAAAGCAUAUUCAAUAGUAGCAACAGUACAAAAAGGUGUAUCUGGGUUUAGUUCGACAGGAAUAUGUCCAAUGAACCCAAAUGUUUUUACCGAAGAGGAUAUUUUCGCAGCCAGUACAUUUACAUUAUGGUUUAGUGCUACUGACUAUACCAACACCUUAUCUCCAGUUGUUAUUGAAAAUAAUCCUACUUCCGAAGAAACAUCAAAUUCUACAAAUAACAAUAUAAAUAACCCUGUGCCUUCCACAUCAACAUCGUCGGAAUUUCGUAUUGCUUUUAAAUCAAUUACGCCAAUCCCAAAAAAACCAUCUCAUCUCCAAAAGUGA